AUGCUUCUCUCAGUUCUGGCCGCGUUUUGCCUGUGGCUGCGCCUGGCGCUGGGCGUGCGCGGCGCGCCCUGCGAGGCGGUGCGCAUCCCCAUGUGCAGGCACAUGCCCUGGAACCUCACGCGGAUGCCAAACCACCUGCACCACAGCACGCAGGAGAACGCUAUCCUAGCCAUCGAGCAGUACGAAGAGCUGGUGGACGUGAACUGCAGCGCUGUGCUGCGCUUCUUUCUCUGCGCCAUGUACGCACCCAUCUGCACCCUGGAGUUUCUGCAUGAUCCCAUCAAACCGUGCAAGUCGGUGUGCCAACGCGCGCGCGACGACUGCGAGCCCCUCAUGAAGAUGUACAACCACAGCUGGCCCGAAAGCCUGGCCUGCGAUGAACUGCCGGUCUAUGACCGCGGUGUAUGCAUCUCACCAGAGGCCAUCGUCACUGAACUCCCAGAGGAUGUGAAGUGGAUAGACAUCACCUCAGACAUGAUGGUACAAGAAAGGCCUCUUGACAUUGACUGUAAACACCUAAGCCCUGAUAGGUGCAAGUGUAAAAAAGUAAAACCAACUCUGGCCACGUAUCUGAGUAAAAACUACAGCUAUGUUAUUCGUGCCAAAAUAAAAGCCGUACAGAGGAGUGGCUGCAGUGAAGUCACUACAGUGGUGGAUGUGAAAGAGACCUUCAAGUCCUCAUUACCCAUCCCUCGAAAUCAAGUACUGCUCAUUACCAAUUCCUCUUGCCAGUGUCCACACAUUCCACCCCAUCAAGAUGUUCUCAUCAUGUGUUAUGAGUGGCGCUCAAGGAUGAUGCUUCUUGAGAAUUGCUUAGUUGAAAAAUGGAGAGAUCAACUUAGUAAAAGAUCCAUACAGUGGGAAGAAAGGCUGCAGGAACAUCAGAGAGUAAUUCAGGAACAGCGGAGAACAACUCAGGAACAGCGGAGAACAAUUCAGGACAAGAAGCGAACAGCUGGACGCACCAGUCGCAGUAACCCACCAAAACCAAAGGGAAAGACACCUGCUCCCAAAUCAACCAGCACCAAGAAGAACAUUAAUGCCAGGAGUGCCCAAAAGAGGACAAAUGCUAAAAAAGUGUGA
This is a messenger RNA of Orycteropus afer afer, 1083 nucleotides long. RefSeq names its product secreted frizzled related protein 4 (gene SFRP4). Gene Ontology annotation, biological process: canonical Wnt signaling pathway; non-canonical Wnt signaling pathway. The record is from RefSeq and is a predicted model, not a curated record. NCBI's taxonomy places the organism in Eukaryota, Metazoa, Chordata, Mammalia, Tubulidentata, Orycteropodidae. The transcript has 6 exons. Gene Ontology annotation, cellular component: cytoplasm. The coding region runs from base 1 to 1083 and encodes 360 amino acids. Gene Ontology annotation, molecular function: Wnt-protein binding.